This is a messenger RNA of Acaulospora morrowiae, 331 nucleotides long. The record is from the annotation of a GenBank genome assembly. NCBI's taxonomy places the organism in Eukaryota, Fungi, Glomeromycota, Glomeromycetes, Diversisporales, Acaulosporaceae.
AGACGCCAAGACCACGCGAUCAGAUAGGACCAAAAGGUCAUCAGACAAAAAAGGAAGAAGAAGCGACGUCAUCAACAGCUUAUCACAAAUCGCAUCUCGACCUUUCGCGAUCCUAAUCAUGAGGAGAAAACAGGAUGUCAAAAGAACACGCGUACGAAUGACACCUGCAACGAAAAGAGUAGAAGAGAUCCGAACUUCGAAGUGGCAGCAACAAAAGGCACGAAAAAGCGAUCACGAAACCGAAGCAGCGAACCUGUGGAACAUGGGCUCCCAAGCUAAAAUCAGAACAAUCACAACCAUACGUCAUGGGCCGCAUCGGAACUCACCAUGA